AUGGACGAGGAUCCACCAAAGAAAAGUCUCCGUCAAGCGGCUUUUGUCUCUGUGGCCUUUGCAACAAUCUCGGUCCUUUCGUGUGUAAUCACCCUUCCACUUGCCUACAAUCAUGUGCGCAGUGUGCACAGCUUCAUGCACAAUGAAGUCGAGUUCUGCAAGACUCGAUCUCGAGACAUGUGGAAAGAGAUGGUCACCAUGCAAGCCAUUGCCGGAGUCCCGCGUAACAAGAGAGAAGCCUAUGACGCUAAUCCACUCGAAAACAAUGCUGCCGUUGCUUCGGCUCCGGGAUCGUGUUGCUCUUGCCAAAAGGGACCUCCAGGACCACCCGGCCCACCUGGAAGAGACGGAAGACCAGGAGCUCCUGGACGACCUGGGAAUCCUGGACCUCCAGGACGGGAUGGAACCCUCCUCCCCGGUCCUCCACCUAAGCCUCCAUGCCAGAAAUGUCCUCCUGGACCUCCUGGACCCCCUGGCCCACCCGGACCUAAAGGAUUGCCCGGACCACAGGGUGAUGCUGGAACUCCUGGCCAUGAUGGAAUCCCUGGAAUGGCUGGACCACCUGGACCUUCAGGCCCACAGGGCCCACCCGGAGUCCCUGGAGACAAGGGACCGCCCGGAGAGCCCGGAAAGGUGAUCAAUGGAGCUCCACAAGGACCACCCGGGCCACCAGGUCCACCGGGACCUCAAGGACCGCCUGGAGCUCCUGGAAAAGAUGGACAACCUGGAAAAGCUGGCCCAUCUGGACCCCCAGGAGAUGCUGGUGAGAAGGGAGCUGACGGACUGCCUGGGCCACAUGGGCCACCUGGGCCUCGAGGUCCACCUGGUCAACCAGGGUCUUGUGAUCAUUGUCCUCCCCCAAGAACCGGACCUGGAUACAGAAGGAAA
Messenger RNA from Mesorhabditis belari, 888 nucleotides. The record is from the annotation of a GenBank genome assembly. Lineage: Eukaryota; Metazoa; Nematoda; Chromadorea; Rhabditida; Rhabditidae.